AUAACACGCAAGCAUGACUGUUGCCGCUUCAAAGCGAUAAUGCCGUCGAGAGAAAAACUGAGACAGUAGUCACAUCCAUUGCGCUCAUAAUAAUAUGCCAUUGAUGCGUAUUUAGUUAGGUAGCGUAAAAUGGGAAACGGUGCGAGCAUACACCAGACGCAGCCGCGCCCGCCCGAAUGGUGGCUUGAAUACUGUCGGCAAGCUUGGCGAUCGCUAAGGACAAGGCAGCUCGAUGAAUUCUUAGGCCUCCAACGUCCAGCGCUGAAGCGUGGUCAGUCCUCGGCUAACCUCGAUGAGCUAGUCAAGAAGCUUACGCAGGAGCCCAUCCCGUUACUCGGAGAUGCGGAGGACACAAGUGACCUCACGUCGGCGAUCGCUAAGCUUAAUAGCGGUUCAAUUCUGCACACGGAGAAGCGUGCCAUUGAGCGCCUACUUGCCCAGCGAUAUGAGGAGGCCUUGGCGGCCGCAGCAGCAGCGGAGCAGGAGCCGGAGGUGCUGGGUGGUGGCUCAGAUAUCCUGCGGCAGGUGCUGUACGUCUUCCGCUCCAACAACCUGGCCACGGAGCUGGACCGUAGCGUGCAGCAGCAGCCGGCGGACUGGCGAGUGCGCACACACAAAGCGCGGCGGCGGGCCUUCCUGGUGGUGCGGUCGCUGGUGCGGCUGAAGCGCGAGGUGAAGAGGCUGGGCACGCCUUUUCACGACCUGGGCUGGCUGAUGCCGGUGGCGGCACAGGAGCGGUGGGGCGAGCUGAAGGCGCUAGCGGCGCACUGCCGGCAGCUGGAGGCGGCGGUCCUGGACGCGGACGUGGCAAUCAACCAGCUCACGGCGCUGAAGGAGAUGCAGAGCAAGGCCGCUGCCCCGGCGCCGGGCACCGCGGGGCGUGCGAAUGGGCGCGCAUCGCCGUCGCGUGGGGCGCUACGCAGCAGCGCUGGCCGCGUCAGCGGGACAGGCGGAUUUCCGGGCAGUCGUGUGUCCACCUCGGGUGGGCGGGCGGUGAGCGAGUCGGGAGCAGUGCAGUCGCGCGGGCGGCUGCGGACGCCGCUGACGGCAGACCCGCCACCGCCACCGACAGCGGGGGUCCGGGGCGGCCGCCUCGCCAAUACCACGCAGCCGGGCGCGGCGCCCAGUAGCCCGCUGCGCUCGCCCAUGACAGGGCGUAAGGGUGGCGCGGGCGGCGCAGAGGUGCUGAAUCUAGGGCCGCCCAGCAGCGCGCCGCAUGGGGCCCUGGUACCCAGUAUGUCGCCUAUGCGGGGACCCAACCACGGCGGCAGCCCACUGCCCAGCCCCUUCGGCCGCAACGCACCAGCCAACGCCGCAGCUGGGGCGCCACCGGGCGCGCGGGGGCCGGUGGGUGGCGGUAUCCUGUCCGGCGCGCCGUCGCCUACGGGUGCACCGGCUACGCCGCCGUCCCCAUCGGCGCGGGCGCUUCUGCGUGAGAUUACGUUGGGCGGGCCACGUGCGCUCAUGCCCAGCAGCACGCUAGUUGUGCGCCAGACGUUCAUCACCAACCAUGACAAGGAUGCGCAUAGUGCGGUAGGCGCGCUGCCGCCCGUCGCGGGGCGGCCGGGUAGCGGGACCCAGAUCCUUGAAGUCUCCUCCUCCAGCUCCAUGCCCGGCACGCCAGCGCACAGCGCCCUGUCAGACGCAGCCGACACCUUCCUGAACACGGACGGCGUCACCUUCUCCGCCAGCGGCGCGCCGCCGCCAGGCAGCCCAAACCUCGCCGCGCACAGGCCGCUGGGGCCCGCGGUGCAGGGCUCCGAGUCAGCGCUCAUGAGUGGGGCCCGCAGCCCAGCGGCGGCGGCGCGCACCUGGGGCGUCAACGUGGACCCGUCGCCGCCGGGCGCGCCGCUGCCCACGUCAGCAGGCCGCCGGCCGCUGGGCGCGCUCGCGCACAGCGGCGGCGGCGCCAGCAGCCCCGGCGGCCCGGUUGGCGCACUGCCAACCUCGGGCUCUGUGUCGGCACCCGUGCCCGCGUCGUUGCUGGCCUCAGUGCCAUCGGCGACGGCGCCCGUGCCGCUGCCCACGGCAAACGGGUCGUCAACGCUACGGCCGCGGCUGUCGGUACCAGGCAUGAACGGCGCGGCGCCGGCGGACUCGGCAGCUGCCUCCCUGGCGCCGGCGCUGCCGUGUCUGAUCCAGGACGGCGAGAAUCUGGACCAGGCACUGGCACGGUUCAAGCUUGCCGCGGAUGACGCGCGUAACGCUCUGGUGGACACAUCGCGCCAAUUCCGCGCCGUCUUGGACCUGUGCAACAGCCACUGGCCCGACCAGCGCUGGUGGCUGGCGGCACACACGCAAGACGAGGCGGCGCUAGACUCUUGGCCAACCUCGGACGAGUUCGUUGUGAACCGGGCUGACGUGGUGCGCUGCCUCAAGGCGGGCGCGGUGGCGUUCCAGUUCAUGUGCUAUGAGGAUGAGCCGGUGACGGGUCCUACCGGCAACCGCUUCGACCUGUGGACCACAGACCCCUGGGAGCUGGCGGCGGACCUGGCGCCGGAGAAGGUCUCUGGCGUGCAGCCCGCGCAGCCGCCGCACCCGCUCGCGCCCAAGCCCGCUGCCAACGGCAGUGCAGCCAACGGCUCCUCCGCCGCAGCUGCAGCAGCCCACAGCGAGCGGCUUGUGGGCAUGCCGCUGGGCGUGCGCAUCCUGCAGCAGCUUGCCAACAGUGUGGCUGAGGCCGCCGGGCCCGUCGCGCUGGAGAACCUGCCCAUUAUCUUGCACGUGUCGGAGCGGCAGCAGGAGGCCAUCGUGGCGGACCUGCUGCAGUACAGCAUAUACCGGCGCCUGCGCAAGAACCUCUACAUAGUUGUGCAGCGCUCGCACCCGGUGAUGCGCUACGACCCGGAGUGCCACGCCUUCGUGCCGGCGGAGGGCGAGCAGCCCACCUACAGCCCCGGCACCGGCUUCUCCAUGCUGCAGCUGGUGUGGGGCGGCCACGCGCUGUUCGUGAACGACGCCGGCGAGCUGGAGCGGCUGCCGCACAGCCUCAUGAAGGAGCUGCGCACGAGGCGGACGGAGUGGUUUGUGUCUCGUACCUGCACCGACCUGGCGCUUCUGCUGGAGGACGGCGCGCUGGACAUGCGCAGCCUGGCCAACGUGUCGUACAUGUGGAACCAGCCGCACAUGCGCUACAGCCUGGCGGUGGAGACGGCGUGCACCUACGUCAACCACCGCAGCAUGAUAGCGCAGCAUGGCAGCGUGCUGCUGUGCCGCAAGCCCAAGGUGCUGGGCAUGGUGAUGGGACGGCUGGACGGCGCCGUGCGCGUGGACCGCUACGGCGGCGGCACCAAGGCGCAGCUGCCGGUUGUGGAGCUGCUCACGUGCGAGCUCAACAGCGCGCACAUGCAGCACGAGCUGGCGGAGGUGGCGUCGGCGCGCUCCACCACCACGUCUGUAGGCCUGGGCAGGUAUGUCUUCCGCUUCGAGGUGCUGGACAAGCUGCUGACCGGCCCCACCGUGCUGCGGCCCAAGCUGCUGCCGGUGGUAGACGCCGCCGUGCAGAAGUCCGCGCUGAAAAGCCCCAUUGAGAUCGCCAACGCAGCCGCGGAGGCGGCGGCAGCGGGUGGACCCACCUCGGCGCCGGCGGCUGCGGCUGCUGCCGCUGCCGCAAACAGCUCCACGGCUAUGGCGCCGUUCUCGCUACCGGGCGGCAUCAGCGAGAGCCUGCUCGCACACGCGGCCUCACAGGGUAUGGACACGGUCAUGCUCCGUCUCCACCUGUCCAUGACGGACCUCACCAUGCACCACGCCAUCAAGGUGGUGGCGCUCAGGGCAAACCGCCCGCCCAUCCUGAUCAAGGGAAAGGAGGACGGCGAGGCGCUGGUGAACCUGUUGUCCAAGUCGGACGUGGACCUCAAGACCGCCACGCAGCGCUUGGCCGCCAAGCUGCCCUCAUUCUCGCGGCAGCAGAAGCCGGGCCAGGACAUCCUGGUGUUCGUGCAGGACAACGGCGUCUCGCUCACCGCCACCAACGUGGCUGCAGGGCUGGCGCGGCGCGAGCGCGGCGACCGCAUCCACUUGGUCACGGUGGUGGCCAGCGAUGCACAGCGUGGCGAGGGUAACGCGCUGCUGGAGCGAAUGAUGAAGGCGUUCCGCACGCAGGCUGACGUGAUGACGCACGUGUUGGACCAGGAGGGCCGCGGGCUGCUGGAAUGUGUGGCGGACGUGGUGCACCAGUACAAGUGCGGCAUACUCGUGGUCGGCUCCGCCUCCAUCACCAGCGCGGCGCCCACACCCGCGCGCGGCGCGCCGCCAUCCACCCCCAACAAGGCGCCCGGCGCUGCCGCGGGCGCGCGUGGCGCUGCGGGCGCCGCUGCAUCGGGCCCGGCGGCGUCCGCCAUGGAUGACGCCGCCAACAGCGAGAUGCUGCUGUCGUCUGUGGCGCUGUCCAUCAUGCGCACCUUCCAGCUGCCCGUCAUUCUGGUCACCGCCAACACGCGCAACUACCUCAAGCGCGGCGGCGAUUCGGCCGUAGUCCCCGGCAAGACGGUGCGGCCGUCCGUGGGCGGCGUGGGCGGCGCUCCCACCAGCAGCCGCCUAGCCUGCAUGGCGGUGGUGGAGCGGCACAGCCGGCCCAUGAUGCACCACCUGGCCAAGCUGCUGCUGGAGCCCAGCCUGCGGCAGGACACGCUGGCGCUGGCGCAGCUGCUGCCGCCCGGCAUGGCCCCAGGCAACAAGGACCACGACCCCACCUGCAUCCAGGCGGUGGCGCUCAAGACGCUGAUGGCCAACUUCGAGACCAUCGCGGCGGCCAACGACUUCCACACGCCCGCCAAGGCGCUGGUGCAGGGCGAGUGGCACAACGCGCUCUGUGCCGCGGCGCGCGACACCGGCAGCCAGCUGCUGGCGCUGCAGCUGGCGCCGGGCACCACGCGCUCACUGUCGCCCAUGCUGCUGCAGCUGGUGCGCUCCUGCCCCUGCCCCGUGCUCGUCUACCCCGAGCGCGUCAUGAUCCCCGGCACUGGGCUGCUGGUGGCGGAGGCCGACGCGCAGUAAGGCGGGCAGCUGGAGGCGCGGAGGAUGCAGGCGCGAGGUUGAUGGUUGCUGAGUGGUGAAGCAAGGGAAGGGUUGUAACGUGCGCAGGGAGUGCACAGCGUGUUGGCGCACAUACUGUGCGUCAAGACAUUUAUGCUCUGGAAGGAGGUGAAGGCUUGCGGCGUCACAUAAUACUGCAAGGGAUGAGACAUAGUGGGAACGGCUCGUAAGCAGCAUCGUAAAGUGAGUGUGGCUCACUGCGAAGGUGGGGGCUUCGUAAUUCUUAUAAGGCUUUCUCCUGUGUGAUCGAGGCACCGUCCCGAAUAACGGUGUGAAGGCAUGCGCGUGCCUACUUGCUGGAAAUAAGGCUUGCCGGCUGUGAAACGUUAUGGAGCAGAAGGCGUCGGCUGGUCAAGACGUGACAGUGCUUGAGGUCUGCAUGGGGGGAUGCUGACUGCAAUACCAAACAUACUUGCCUCAGACUUUUGUGUAAUGGGUGUUGCUGGCGAGUGGUGGCAGGUGGUGGAUUUGUAUACCGGGAAGGCAGCCUUUAGAUACAAUAAAGCCCACACGUGUAGAUCACUCUUGACAAUGCGUCUCAAGAGCCGCAAACGCAAGAAGUUCAGGCCGCGCUGGCGAGUGGUGGAGGCCUGGUCCGUGAUGUGAGGAGCUAGAUAGGUUGAUCCUGUCGUAGCGCCAGCCCUCUUACACCGUCCUGAGUGGUCGUCUGUCCUAGGCGCAAGCUCAACACAUUGUUCGCGUGUCAGGACGCCGCGUUGGCGCGAGCCACGGAUGGCCCUAAUACACCACGGGGCCAUGUCGCACCCGUGGAGGGCACUGUAAUAUGCGAAACAG
Molecule: messenger RNA, 5832 nt
Organism: Chlamydomonas reinhardtii
Lineage: Eukaryota; Viridiplantae; Chlorophyta; Chlorophyceae; Chlamydomonadales; Chlamydomonadaceae
Exons: 18
Coding region: 130-4998 (1622 amino acids)
Biological process (GO): protein folding
Molecular function (GO): ATP binding
Source: RefSeq, a predicted model, not a curated record